AUGGAUAGUCCUAGCUUUAACUGCAACAUGGAAGGUCUGCUUGUAGGCAUUGGAAACCCACUACUAGAUAUUUCUGCCAUUGUUGAUGAGGAAUUGCUGAAGAAAUAUGAUUUGCAUCCUGAUGACGCUAUAAUGGCAGAACAAAAACACAUGCCUUUGUAUAAAGAACUGACAGAGAAUUAUAACGCGGAAUUUCUAGCUGGCGGCAGUGUCCAGAAUUCUCUUCGUGUAGCACAAUGGAUUCUAAAGAAACCCAAGAUCUGCACAUAUUUUGGUUGCGUGGGAAAGGAUAAAUUUGCACAUAUACUGAAAGAAAGAGCAGAAGCGGACGGCGUGCGCGUGCUGUACCAGGUGACGUACGAAGCGGCGACAGGCACGUGCGCUGUGCUGGUGACCGGUACGCACCGUUCGCUCUGCGCCAACCUGGCCGCCGCGCAGCGCUUCACGCCCGACCAUCUCGCCAAGCACGAGUGCCGAGAGAGCAUACGCGCCGCUCGCCUUAUAUACGCCUCGGGCUUCUUUGUAGCGGUAUCACCGGAGUCAAUAAUGCAGUUGGCGGAACACGCACACAAGAACGGGCUUACCUUCAUCAUGAAUCUCAGUGCACCCUUUGUCUCACAGUACUACAAGGAGCCCUUGGAGAAGUUGAUACCUUAUGUUGAUGUUUUGUUUGGAAAUGAAACUGAAGCUGAAGCAUUUGCCAAGGCAUUCAACUUAACUGGCAAGAAUCCAAAGGAAAUCGCAGAAAAUAUUGCAUCACUUCCCAAACUAAAUAGCUCAAGGCGGAGAGUAGUUAUAAUAACACAGGGUAGUGAACCGGUUGUACUUGUCGAAGGCGAUAAAGUAUCACAGAUACCGGUCAAGAAGUUGUCAAAAGAGCAAAUUGUGGAUACGAAUGGAGCAGGGGAUGCCUUCACAGGUGGUUUCCUCAGUCAAAUGGUGUUAGGCAAACCAUAUGAGACUUGUGUGAAAUGUGGUAUUUAUGCAGCUUCCCACAUCAUUCAACAUUCUGGUUGUACUUUCAGUGGGGAAAGCAACUUCCAGGAGAGUUAA
Molecule: messenger RNA, 1053 nt
Organism: Parnassius apollo (apollo)
Lineage: Eukaryota; Metazoa; Arthropoda; Insecta; Lepidoptera; Papilionidae
Source: the annotation of a GenBank genome assembly